This is a messenger RNA of Anisakis simplex (herring worm), 246 nucleotides long. The record is from the annotation of a GenBank genome assembly. NCBI's taxonomy places the organism in Eukaryota, Metazoa, Nematoda, Chromadorea, Rhabditida, Anisakidae.
AUGCGUCUGCUGCAGCGAAAGCAAAAGUGCCGUCGAACUGUCGCUACCUCGAAUGAGAAAUCCACUCGAACGUGCAACAACCACCUGAAUAUGGAACAACAGCCGAUGCCAGAUACCCGACUCGCCGCCUUUGCAGAAAAUCGACCGAACCGUUCGACUGCUAUCGCACUAGCCAUACAAACCACCGGCAAUCCCAAACUCGCUCAAACGGCCGCCGCAGCGCAAGUAGCAUCGGAUUUCCAGUAA